AUGCGCGGGAGGCAGCUCAUCUGUUGGCACCUGCUGGCUUUGCUUUUCCUCCCGUUUUGCCUCUGUCAAGAUGAAUACAUGGAGGUGAGCGGAAGAGCUAAUAAAGUAGUGGCGAGAAUAGUGCAAAGCCACCAGCAGACUGGCCGUAGCGGCUCCAGGAGGGAGAAAGUGAGAGAGCGGAGCCAUCCUAAAACUGGGACUGUGGAUAAUAACACUUCUGCAGACCUAAAACCCCUGAGACCGGAUGAGCUACCGCCCCCCGAGGUAGAUGACCUAGCCCAGAUCACCCCAUUCUGGGGCCAGUCUCCACAAACCGGAGGACUGCCCCCAGACUGCAGCAAGUGUUGCCAUGGAGAGUACAGCUUCCGAGGCUACCAAGGCCCCCCUGGACCGCCCGGCCCCCCUGGUAUUCCAGGAAACCAUGGAAACAAUGGCAAUAAUGGAGCCACUGGCCAUGAAGGGGCCAAAGGGGAGAAAGGAGACAAAGGUGACCUGGGGCCACGAGGGGAACGGGGGCAGCAUGGCCCCAAAGGAGAGAAGGGCUACCCGGGGAUUCCUCCAGAACUGCAGAUUGCGUUCAUGGCCUCUCUGGCAACUCACUUCAGCAAUCAGAACAGCGGGAUUAUCUUCAGCAGUGUGGAGACCAACAUCGGAAAUUUCUUCGAUGUCAUGACCGGUAGAUUUGGGGCCCCAGUAUCAGGUGUGUAUUUCUUCACCUUCAGCAUGAUGAAGCACGAGGACGUGGAAGAAGUGUACGUGUACCUCAUGCAUAACGGCAACACAGUCUUCAGCAUGUACAGCUAUGAAACAAAGGGGAAAUCAGAUACCUCCAGCAACCAUGCAGUUCUGAAGCUGGCCAAAGGGGAUGAAGUUUGGCUGAGAAUGGGCAACGGUGCGCUUCAUGGGGACCAUCAGCGCUUCUCCACCUUUGCAGGCUUCCUGCUCUUCGAAACCAAAUAAAUAUAUGAAUAGAC
This is a messenger RNA of Suricata suricatta (meerkat), 974 nucleotides long. RefSeq names its product C1q and TNF related 3 (gene C1QTNF3). Gene Ontology annotation, molecular function: protein binding. Bases 1 to 960 code for a protein of 319 amino acids. The transcript has 6 exons. Lineage: Eukaryota; Metazoa; Chordata; Mammalia; Carnivora; Herpestidae. The record is from RefSeq and is a predicted model, not a curated record.